GUUAUGUGCAGCUAGAGAGAAACAUCGUUCAGGGAUGAUAAGAAGACCACGUUCAUCAGAAAACCUUUAUUAACUUCACCUGCAGGAUCUGGAAGAUGUUUUUGUUUUGGAAGUGGUGGAUGUUCAUCGUUUGUCUGGCAGAUGUCCUCCCUCCCCGUUGCUCGGGGGUUCAUGUGUUUGUGAGAGAUGACAAGAGAUAUGCCGUGCUGUUCCAGUCGGUGGUUCUGCCGUGUCAGUACAACAGCGUGUCCACCCAGAUCCCUGUGGUGCAGUGGGUCUACAAGUCGUACUGUCGGGACCGUACGCGCGAAUCGUUCAACUUUCCCGACAGCAUGAGUGUAGGCCAGGGAGGAGGUGGGCUGACGGGUGGAACCAGAGGAGCCGGUGGAGGGUACGACACGGGGAUGACGGCGAGCUACCUCGACUGCGCUGACAGCAGCCGGACGGUCCGAACUGUAGCCUCCAUCUCUGGUUCCUCAAUCACACUGUCAGAGUACUACAAGAGCAGAGACAUCUCCAUCAUCAACAAGGCAGACCUGCGUCUAGGAGAGGUCAAGUGGGGAGACAGUGGAGUUUACAUCUGUAAAGUGGUUAUAUCUGAUGAUUUAGAGGGACAGAACGAAGCCUCCGUGGAGCUGCUGGUUCUUGGUUUCUCAGGUGGGCCUGAAGAUCUCCUGCCAGGCUUUGAUUUGAAGAUUAUGCCAGAGUGGGUGUUUGUGUCGGCGGUGGCGCUGGGCAGCGUCUUAUUCCUGCUGUUGGUUGGGGUUUGUUGGUGUCAGUGUUGUCCUCACUCCUGCUGCUGCUACGUCAGCUGCUGGUGCUGCCCCGACACGUGCUGCUGUCCAAGACACCUAUAUGAGGCAGGUAAGGGUAUAAAGACGGGGACCUCCACCCCUCAGAUACCCGCCUACCCUCCAUACUUUGUCACUGGUGUCCCGACGAUGAUGCCCAUCGCACCCCCUUCUCUGGUGGACAAGAUGUCUUCUAUUCCCCCUUCGGAUGGCAGUCUACUCACAGCAGUGCCGAUGCAUGCUGUAGGGGUUCCCUACCGUGUGCCUUCGCCUCAGGAUCAGGACUCUCUCAGGGUGCUACAGUAUGUAGAGAAACAACUGGCUCACUUCAACCCUGCCAGAUCCACCAGCCACCAGUCCUGUAGCGUGUCCGAGCUGAGCUCCCUCCACGAGGGAGAAACGGGCUUCCGCCAAACUUACCGAAACGUCCAGAAAAAAGCUCUGCCUGCCAUUCCCGACCACGAACCUCAGCCUGAGCCCCAACGCUACCGUGACAACCGCAGCCCAGAGCCACAGCGUCACCGUGACAAUCCCCCUUCACCCCAACGAUAUCGCGAUGACCCCGACUCGGAGCCCCGCCGCUGCCAGGAAGAGCCUCUUCCUCCGCGGCGGUACAGCGACGACCCUCCGUCUUCCUCACCGUCACGAAGGCCCGGCCGAAACCAACGGCAACAGAAUCACAGCGAGGAGGACAACCGCAACAGGUGGAACUCUCGUUCAGAACAUCUGCAUAGAAAGACGUACCGUACCGCCGGACGAACCGUCUCACUGGAUGAGCUGGAGGAGUUUGCUGCUUCUUACAAACAGAGAGGAGGAAGAGAGGAAGUGAAAAGGCAUGAAAACAGGGGAGACUAUGAGAUGGAGCUUCAGGAGUUCAGUCGAUAUCCUUCCUACCGUCAUGGUCCACCUCAGCAUUAUCACAAUGAUGAAAAUGAGCAUGGAGACAACAGCGACCACGAAGAUCAUCCCAGACGAAACAGGAAAAACGAACAUGAGAUAAGCCCACUUUCUUCACCCACAAAGAGGAGGGGCACUUGGGACAGCGAGCGCCCCGCACCGCCUCCUCCCAGAGUCAGUCCGCCAUCAACUUCUUCUCAAGAGAAGGACUACGACGGCACGUUCCUCAACAGCCUGCUGGAGCGAAAGGCUAAGUUGCGAGGGGUCUGCCAGGGGAAGAGUGGGACCCGGGGUGAGGAGGAUUCAGACACGCCCUCAAAGAGCAGCUCGAAAAAGAGCAGCGGGGAAUCUAGCCGGCUCUGCAGCCGCUCGCCCAGUACCAGGCCCGAGGCAGAUUCACUGCCUUACUCAGACACAGAGCGAAGCAGAACUGACAGGCCGUCGCCGCGGCCGCUCCCAGCAAGCACUCGAUCCUCUCAACCUCCUGACCAUUCCCUUCCCGGUGGCAGAGACGAGCCCAGAGACAAGAACCGGAAAGUGGUCAGGUUCAGACGCUACUACAAUGAAAACUAGAGCACUCUUCUGAGCCGGGACUCCCUCAUCGUCUGACGGACUGAAAGCCACACAGACUGAGCACUAACAGGAGCCGCAUGUCAGCUGAUGAAGUAUGAAAUAUGCAACUGACCGUGAAAGAACGCUGAAUCAGUGAGGAAAUGGACAACAGAAACACUUUACCAUCGAGACUGUCACUGGGGGUUUCUGCCCGUGACGUCGCUGAAUGAUGAAGUCAUCACUGUUCAGUUUCUGUCACCGGCUGCCUCAUAUAUAUCUCAGCUGGACUAACACUGAACUGAUGUGGGCUGGGUCUAUGACCUGGACUGUCCCUCCCAGCCGGACUCCGUUCGUCUCCUCUCGUCCCUUGACUUGCUUUACGCCUCCAGCACAAUGAGUGCAUUCAUUUCCACUUGAUGAGGAUUCUGCUUUAAAUAAGCACAGUUGUAGAAACAGAGGUGUAUGACAACAGCAUUAUUGUGAAGGACAGACUGUAGCUUCAGCUGAAUGACAAUACACACUCUGUGUCGUUCAGCAACACAUUCAGGGACUAAAGCACCGAAUUCACACGGCUUUUGCGAGGAGACUUAACUAAAGCUGGUAGUGUAACCAACAUUAUCAAAUGUUGAUAUGACGUGUAUUUACAUAGGGGGUGGACAAAAUAAUGUUAACACCUCACCUCAUGGAAAAGCGGGGCCGGCCCUAUAAACGCUCAAGUCUGUUCCUGACUUACACCCCUUCCUAACUGGACGCGAUACGAACAAGCGAACAUCAGAUUAUUCCAGUAUUUCCCAUUGAAGAUGCCCUAACCUGCUCCGUGUGUCAGCAAAGAGGCAAAAUGUUGCUUGUUUGAAAAAACGCUCGCCCUGGCUCUAUUUAUGCAAAGUUUUGCGCACCUCCAACCUAUUUUCAUUGGUCAAAAUCAACGCUGACAAUAUCUGACAGUCAAUCAAUAUCGCGCUCUCUAUGUAAUAGAAAGCGACAUCGCGCUUAGUAUAUCUGAACAAUUUUUCACACUCCAUUCGCCAGAGUUCGCUCGGUCGCUGCAUUUUAGGAAGAAGUGUAACUGAGUGAGUGAUGAAGUUACAUCAGUGGUUGGUCGAGUUUCCCUAUUGGCCGUUGAUCUUUCAAACUGAAUAGACUGCGAACAGUCCUCAAUUAUUGACUCAAACGUAGCUUAACCAUGUCAUGUGAUCUGCUACUUCAGUGCAUAUUAAGGACAAAUAUUACUGGGAACACUACAAAAGAAUGCAGAUGAACAUUUGAUAUCCAGGAAUUCACAUUAUAGACACCGCUGGCUAUCCCUGUAACAAUUUGGCCACAGCCAUGUGCUAGGUUUGACCUGGUCUUGUUCUACUGACAGUGGAUCAGUAAUAUGAAAUGUGUCGCUUGUAGUGACUCCGCAGUUCCCCUCAACUAUACAGAGCCUUGUAGCGUCUUUCAGCUCAUUGAUUUGCUUUUGCUGUUUUUGUUCACUCUCUCUGCUCUCAUCACCCUGUUUCCAGCAGCAGCAGGAAGCUGUUUUAAGUUUAUAAAAAACUCUAAAAACUGACUGUACACUACCUGGUCAGCACCAAACAGCCGACAGACACAGUUAGAGACUAGCUGAUUCCCCCAGGAAUUGUUGGAAGACCAAAACAGAGCUAAAAUGAGAGUGAUUAUUGGAUUUCCAUUCAUCAGGUGGACACAAAUACGACUCCUAAUGAAUGAUAUUCAUGCUCUGUAACUGCUAGAUAUCUAAAUAAGCAACUGUUUGUUAAAAUGUUUGCCAUAACAACUUAAUAUGGUGAUAUUUUUUUUGUGUGUUUACUGGAGAUGUUCCAAUACCAUUUUUUCUUUCCCGAUGCCGAUUUAGAUACCUGAACUUAAGGUAUCGGCAGUUACCGAGUACUGAUCCGACCAGUGUGAUAAAUAUAAUAUCUUUGUUGCUUUUGGGCUAUCAUUGUCGUUGGAAUGCGGUUUCCAACGUUUGCUGCUGCAGUUCAUCCUUUUUUCUCCCCUUUGCCUAGGUGAAGUCGUUGUGCUUUUUUUGCGUGAUGCGUCUUAAAAUGUUUUAUAAGAUUGCUGGUGUUGAAAUUGGGAACACCCCUCAAAACGGAGGCCUUACAUACCAUACAUAUUGCCAUUUUACUUUUUGGAUUUUCCUCCGUGAAAUAUUGCCAAAAGGCUGACAUUUUCCUCACUCUGACUAUCGUUACACUCGUUACAGUAUAUAUUGUAAACAUUUUUAAAGCAACAUAAGACAGAAAGAGAGCUCUGAAGAUAUUAAAUAAUGUGUGCCCAAACUGCCGGAGUGCCAAUCAGAAAUUAAAUUAAAAGGUCAAUGGGAAUCAUUUUGAAAUUCAUGACAACAUACAGUAUAUGCCAAACACAGAAAGCUACACUGACUAAACUAAUGAGGCAGACUAAUACUGCAGACUGGCCUCUGACCCAGUAUGACCCACACUUAUUGCAGUGGUGAUUAUAGGGACUUCUUUAUUCAUGAAGUAGUAACAUUAUUUUGUCUCCUCCCUGUUUGUCUGUUCAUCUUCUAUUAAAACAUAUUAGAGUUUGAACAAAGUAACUAUUUCCUCCCAGAGACUAAAACUUGAUGAAAUGUUGUAAUUCUUUUGUAAACCUUUAAGGUUUUGAACUGCCACUUGCUUUUUAAAAGAUGUUUGUACCACAUUAUGAAGACAUUUUUAUAUGUAAACUGGGCCUAUUUAUGUGUGUGGAGUGAUAUGAUCGAUGUAAUCUGUAAAUGAUUGUUUGUUUAAACUUUCCAGUGUGACUGUGUACAUAAGAUGAAGUGCCUUUGAUUUGAUAACUUUAGUUCAGCCUUAUCUUAUCAUUGCUGAGUCAACAGCUAAACCAACACCUUCCUUAUCAACAGUCACACACACACACACACACACACACACACACAUAUAUAUAUAUAUAUAUAUAUACAAAACACACAUUAGCCUACUGAUUUUGUACUUAUUUAAUAUCUAACAUUACACCAAACUCGAUAUUCCUGUCUCCAUGUUGGUUUCCUCGAGAAAAGUCUGUCAGUAUUUUACUUUUCUUCCAUCGUGUUUUCUGCUGUCUGGUACCAACAAGUGUGUGUGUGUGUGUGUGUGUGUGUGUGUGUGUGUGUGUUGAAGAAAGAGAGAGAGAGAGAGAGAUGACUCUUUACUUUUCUGUAAAGGAGACAAUGUGUAAUUGAGUAUGACUCAUGUCUUUGUUCAUUGUUGUAAUCACAGACUGCCUGUCUUUUGUCGCAGUUGUUUUGUCAUCCACAUAAAUAAUUUGUUACAACACUUUUCUUCCAUAACGUACAAUAUUUAUCUUUUGGCAUAAAUACAUAAAUAUAAAGACCAAAAGUGUUUAUCUCUCCAUCGUCGCGGCAAAUAAGAUGAGCAGAAAUAAUGAAACCCAGCUUAUUGUUCUUUAUUUGUAGGAUAUUUUCAACUAAUUAGGUUCAAGAUAUUAUAUCGUACGUGCUGUGCAUUUAUUCAACUACUGUACUUAAGUAUAAUUCUGAUACAGUUGUACUUUACUUGAAUAUUUAGUGUUUUAUGCUACUUUGUACUUCUUUGAGUUAGUUACUAGUUACUUUGUAAAUACAGAAUUUACACACAUAAUACAUUGUUUUAAAUGUAACUACCCAACACUAUAUAAAGUAAUUCAAAUUGGCUCCACCUUCAACAACAGCAUUAAUAUUAAUAAUCAGUAAUGUAAUACUCCUGGGGCCAUUUGCUACAAAAUGAGCACUUUUACUUUUGAUAAGUUACAUUUUAGUAGUAUGUCGUCUUCCAUCGACGUUCUCAUGAGCUUAGAAAAUCAAUUCAAUGAGGUUUAAAAAUGUUUAUUUAGGUUAUAUUAAAAAACAAAAUUUCAAAAUGAACACAAUGGAGAUAACAUGUUUUAACUGGACAGCAAAAUCAGCUAAUAUUAUUUCUGUGCUUCUACUUGAGAAAGAACUUGAAUGCAGGACUUUUAACGGAGUACUUUCACUUUGUGGUAUCGCUUCCCUUCCCCAACUUUAAGAUUUGAGUGCUUCUUCAACCACUACAGGGUCGAUUAGAUAAUAAAACACAGCUGGAUGAAUUCUUGUUUUAACAUUCA
Molecule: messenger RNA, 6329 nt
Organism: Sebastes umbrosus (honeycomb rockfish)
Lineage: Eukaryota; Metazoa; Chordata; Actinopteri; Perciformes; Sebastidae
Product: immunoglobulin-like domain-containing receptor 2
Exons: 11
Coding region: 96-2261 (721 amino acids)
Biological process (GO): pancreas development
Cellular component (GO): membrane
Source: RefSeq, a predicted model, not a curated record